UUACUUUCUGGAUGCACCGUUGUAGUUGCCAUUUCCACAUGUAUUUAUUUUAUUGCAUGUUGAUGACAGCUGUAUGCUGUUAGAUUUUUUGUUUAUUAGCCUUACAUACAUUUGAUAACUUUUCUAUCAUGAACAAACGAGUCAAAACUACUGCCAGUACGGGCCCCCCACUUCCUCUCUCGUCUUUGCGACUCUUGGUUUCUCCCCUGCGGCUGAUGUAUUCAUUUGUGUGGCAUGUGGUGAAUCAACGAAAUGUGAUGCACUAUGGGAAGGUCGAGGAGUUUGUAACUGUGGUGACUGAAGCAGUUCCAAAGUUGCUGAGUUACAAACAGAGGGCUCAACUCAUCCUGGGCCUGAGAGCCAGGAUGAUCUUGGAGAUGUUCCGCAAGGAUUGUCCACCUAACCCUCAGGCCAUCCAACGUCUCCUGGGAAAGAUGAACAUCAGUGCGUCCACAGGGCAGCAAGAUGCGGAAGUGGAGGAGUCGCAGGCUAACUUUGUGGCACUGGUCCAAACCCUUCUAAAAAAUCCUUAUGAGAGGAAGCACUUCUUCCAGGAGGAGUUCCAUACACAGUAUGGCUCUAAGUAUGACACAGCACUGCAGGCCCUUGUGGGAGGCUUGGUCUUCAGACUGGAACAACUGCUAUCUGUGCCAGAUCUCUCCCAGAUAGCAUCUAUGAUCAGUGCUGCCCCCUCUGACCUGGAGGAGUGUGGGCAGUCUGUGUCUGACCCUGAGCAGCUGAAGAUCCUCCUCCAGCACCAGAACCAGCUAAAUAAAACCCAGUUCAACAAAAAUGGACCCCCACUUCCUCUCUCCUCUUUGCGACUCUUGGUUUCUCCCCUGCGGCUGAUGUAUUCAUUUGUGUGGCAUGUGGUGAAUCAACGCAAUGUGAUGCACUAUGGGAAGGUCGAGGAGUUUGUAACUGUGGUGACUGAAGCUGUUCCAAAGUUGAUGAGUUACAAACAGAGGGCUCAACUCAUCCUGGGCCUGAGAGCAAGGAUGAUCUUGGAGUUGUUCCGCAAGGACCCACCCAACCCUCAGGACAUCCAACGUCUCCUGGAAAAUAUGAACAUUUUGGGGCAGCAAGAUGCAGAAGUGGAGGAGUCGCAGGCUAACUUUGUGGCGCUGGUCCAAACCCUGCUGAAAAACCCUUAUGAGAGGAAGCACUUCUUCCAGGAGGAGUUCCAUACACAGUAUGGUUCCAAGUAUGACACAGCACUGCAGGCCCUUGUGGGAGGCUUGGUUCUCAGACUGGAACGACUGCUAUCUGUGCCAGAUCUCUCCCAGAUAGCAUCCAUUAUCAGUGCUGCCCCCUCUGACCUGGAGGAGUGUGGACAGUCUGUGUCUGACCCUGAGCACCUGAAGAUCCUCCUCCAGCACCAGAACCUGCAAAAUAAGAUUCAGUUUGUACCUGUCACUUCCUCUGUGGGUGACUGUGUGCUGUCUUCGCUGUCCUUCCGCCUCGCCUGUGGAAUGCCAUCAAUGGAGCCAGAUUUUGACAAGCCACCAGAAUCAUUAGAAGCCGCUCUAAGCAUCAUGAACCCUGCCUCAUUCAGUGACUUGGAGGAUCUGGGAAUGAUGUCAGAUGACUCACCCCAUGCUGGAGAAGAUAGUACUGUGGAGAGAGAAGAGGAUGCCAGGGGUAACGGAGGUGGGGCGAGAACUGCAGUGCGUGACAGUGAAGAAGAGAAUGCACUGCCAGAGAGCGCUGUGGUCUUCUCUAGUCCUCAAGGUGUUAGCGGACUGGUGGGAGGGACACCAUCAAAAGGUGCACCAACAGUAAGGAGUAUGCUGCAAACAAUGAGACAGCAACAGCUUGUAUCACUGAUGAAUACUUCCAUCACCGAAGACUCUCCUUCACAGAUAGUCAUCCCUGCCACUGAUAACCAGCCGGUCGAGCUAACGAGUGUCGACCAGUGGGUCUCCCAAAUUGCAAGUUACACAUUAUCGCUCCAUUCCUUGCCACCCCUUCCACAAAAUGAUAAUUUGGACAAGGAGAUGGAGUCGGCCGACACAGGUCUUGGAAGCAGUGUGGUGAUCGGGGGUCAGGAAACAGAGGUCGAUCUCUUUGAGAGGUCCAUAAUCCAAAGGAAGAGGGUGCAAAAGCCACUACGAGUAGCGUGCUCGAAAAAGAGAAACCCUGCAACCAACUCCUGCCAAGAGUGCGGGAAGCGUUUUCUGUCUCGGGGACGGCUGGAGGAUCACCUCCGCAUACACACCGGAGAGAAACCUUUCAAGUGCACUGAUUGUAACAGGUUCUUCCGGACAUUGGCACUCCUGACCAACCAUAUGAAAAUUCACUCUGACGUGCGGCCCUUUAGCUGCGACGAGUGCGGCAAGUGCUUUCGAAGAAAGGUUGGCCUUCAGAAUCACCAUCGCGUCCACACGGAUGUGAGACCAUACAAAUGCACCAUCUGUGGAAAGGGUUUCACCCAAUCACAGUACUGCAAAAGACACAUGGAUUGUCAUACAAGUGAGAAUACCUAUUUCUGCACUCAUUGUCCAAAGAGUUUUCCAACCCAAUUCCAGCUGUCCGCCCACCAGCGCUGGCACACCAUGGACCGCCCGUACGCCUGUGAGCAGUGUGGGUUGCGCUUCUUUAUGCCAAGCUUGUUAAAGAGACACAUGGGCUAUCACAUCGGGAACCGCCAGUUCCUCUGUGCCCAGUGCGGAAGAACCUUUGUCUAUGAGUUCGACCUAAAGAGACACCAAAAAGACCAUGACCCCAGUCCCAAACUCCCCUGCCCCGUCUGCCAGAAGACGUUUGGCAACAACAGCCUACUCCAGGCCCACAUACGCAGGCACUCUUCAGAGAAACCUUAUAGAUGUGACAUAUGCGACAAGACCUUUAAAGACAGCGGGGGCCUGCGCAUACACAAGCGGGGGCUGCACUCGAACGAACGCCCUUACAGCUGCGAUGAGUGUGGGAAGACUUACAAACUACACACGCACCUGAGGGAGCACAAGUUUAAACACACGGGCGAGGGCCACACCUGUGGCCAGUGUGGAAAAGCCUUCAGGUACCUGCGUCUCCUGAAGGCGCACGAGCGGUUGCACUCCGAGCCAUCUGAGCUCACACGGAGAAACAAUCACACCAGCCGUCGAAGGAGACAUUCUUCCAAAAGGAGUUGAUUUUUUCACAUCUGCACACCCUUUACUGUGGCUAUAGUAUUAAACUUUGUCACAGUUCCAUGUCAUUAGCUGUACGGGCAUUAUGUCGGACAGCCCAGCCUCCAAUUGUAUGCAAGGUUUCCUCUGUGUUAUCUUAGGAAUGCUGCAUUAUCUCACCAUCCCCCAUUCUGUCACAUCGCUGUGGUGCAGAGGUGCGACGUGAUGGGGGAUGGUGAGAUGAUUGACCUGAACAGAGAAGAGGGGCUCUGCUAUUCAGGACUGCUGCUCACUGAGUUUAGCUUCCUCCCUCUAUGGUCCUCCCCCUCUGAACAGACAUACUGGGACUCUACAGGCCCUUACUACAUGAUACACAGCAUAUCCAGUAUAGAAGGCUUUCCCAACUGGCGGGCCGAAUUUAGUUUUAUUUGUGUUCUAAAAAAUAAGUGGGUUUUUUUUUGUUUAAUUUUCAUUGUUGGACGUAAGACUGUAAAAAUACCAGGAAGUCAGCUCCAAGGGAUUUUAAUUUUGGAAAUCUGUUCCCAAGUAUUCCCACGCAUAAUAGAGAGAUGUGAUGUAUACAAAUAAUAAUUACGAAUAAUUGAUUGGAUUUAUAGCACUUUUCUACCAACUGAGGUACUCAAAGCUUUAUAUAGUAGGGGAGAAAUUCACCUCAUCCACCAUCAAUGUGUAGCACCCACCUCAGUGAUGCAUGGGGACCAUUUUUGUGGCAGAACUCUCACCACAUCAGCUAUCAGGUGGAGGUGAGGAGUGAUGUAUGCCAAUUAGGAAUGAAGGGGAUGAUUAGGUGGCCAUGAUGGAAUGUGGCCAGGUUGGAAAUGUAGCCAUGACACCGGGGUGAACACCCCUACUCUUACAAUAAACCCCAUGGGAUUUUGAAUGAACACACAGUCAGGACACCCGCUUUAAUGUCCCAUCCGAAAGAUGUCACCCUACUACGCAGGACAAUGUUCCCAAAUGUAAUCAAGGUAUGAAAAAAAAAAAAAAAAGUUGGCACUCACUAACUGUAAGUCGCUCUGGAAAAGAGCGUCUGCUAAAUGACUAAAAUGUAAAUGUUUGAAAUGAUUGUUUUAGUCAAAUAUAUCUGUUUAGUAAAUUUGCAGUCCAAAAAUUGGCCGGUGGCAGAAUCUAGUUGAUGAUCCCUGCAGUAAGGGUCUGAAGUCAUUUCAAAUCAUGGGAUGUCAUACAUAGUCUGUUUUGGAGGGGGUACCAGCAUUGCACAUAGUCUUAAAACAGGUUAUGCAGCUGAAGGCUCCCAGAAAACCUGUGGAUCUGCAAUUCAUAAAGUAAAUCUGUGGAAUUAUGUUCAGUGAGGUGUGUUAGGUAAACCAGUAAAACAACCUCCACUGACAGGUAAAGGAUGCUCUCGAGAACGUGCUUUUAAUAUUUUGUCUUGGAUCAGGAUUGUGGGUCAAUUACAGUUCAAUUCAGGAACUUCCUAAUAGAAAAUAAUUAAUUGAUAUAUAAUUGACUCCAGCCCUGAUUUGGGUACAGUCUCAUGGCUUCUCCUGCAGUGUAAUUGACUCCAACCCUGAUUUGGGUACAGUCUCAUGGCUUCUCGUGCAGUGUAAGCACCAGAGGGAUUCAGAUUCAGUGUGUAAUAGUCACAUGUGCAGGGUUGCAGGUGUAACUGCGGGGUACAGUGAAAAUCUUAGGGUCCGAACUCCAACAGAGUGUAGUUCUUCAAUUUGUGCUGCUUCUAUCACAAUGUUCUUGCUAAAUUAAAAAGCUUGUAGGCUACAUUGAUUUGUGUUGUUUAUUUUGGACAUAAAACAGUCCAAAUAAGUACGUGCCACACAUUUCCUGUUGUGCAACAUUUCUUUCCUGUAACUGCCUUUUAAACCUUGAGAGAGAGUUUUUUUCUCUCCAGAUGCAUCAUUACCCUUCUUGGAGGCACAUCGGAAAUUUGUGAACAUAUGUGUUAUGGCUAUGCUGGAGUUGUCAUUGAUGUUUUUUUUUUAUUAAUCAUGACAUUUAUCAGGUGGAUGUUAGUUUGCCUCAUCAGUCUUUUGAUAUCAACAACAUUUUGUGGUAAGCAAUACACUUAAGUUAAUAUUGUUUUAAUAGUUAUAGCUAACCAGAUUGCAACAGAUGUCUAAUUUUUCUGUGUGAAAUCUUGGAUCACUCCAAAAAAAUUAAUUACAGACUUAUCUAUUUUGGAAUGUAUUUCACACAUUUCUCUGGCAAACAAUAGUCAACAAAACUACAGUUGCAGUCAUCAAAACUAAGAAAACCUGUGCAAGCACACAUUUGUUAUUCUGGAAACAUCUACCUGUGAGGGAAAUCUAAUAGGCUAGGUCAUCCAUUCUUUAUGCAUGGCGAAAAAGAGCUACUGUACUGCUAUGCAGGUCCGACUGAAUUCCAGCCGUCUUUGUGAAAAUGUUUCUUUGUUCUACAUGAAUACGUUAUUUUUCAGAAUUGAACAGAUUACAUUUUGAUCUUGUUGAAUGUUGUUCUCUUACCACACUCCAUUUUUGGUUUAAUCUCAUGUCAUUCCUCAUGCCUUGUGGUCCUAAGAGAAAGAGCAGUGAGUCUGAUUUCAAAAUAAAUGCCUAAGUAUUUAUGACUAAUAAAUAACACUACUACACAU
Messenger RNA from Coregonus clupeaformis (lake whitefish), 5718 nucleotides. Its product is annotated as zinc finger protein 135. The transcript is spliced from 12 exons. The record is from RefSeq and is a predicted model, not a curated record. NCBI's taxonomy places the organism in Eukaryota, Metazoa, Chordata, Actinopteri, Salmoniformes, Salmonidae. Gene Ontology annotation, molecular function: RNA polymerase II cis-regulatory region sequence-specific DNA binding; DNA-binding transcription factor activity, RNA polymerase II-specific; telomeric repeat DNA binding. Gene Ontology annotation, biological process: telomere capping; regulation of DNA-templated transcription; regulation of telomere maintenance via telomere lengthening. The coding region runs from base 129 to 3131 and encodes 1000 amino acids. Gene Ontology annotation, cellular component: shelterin complex.